AAGACACAGGUCCAUUAUAUAAGUAUCCUGUACUAGUUUUCAUCCAUGGUGAAUCUUAUGAAUGGGGCAGCGGUAAUCCAUAUGAUGGAUCAGUCUUGGCAGCCUAUGCGAGAGUGGUUGUCGUCACUGUCAACUUCAGGCUGGGCAUUUUGGGGUUUAUGCGUCCAGGUAUUAAUGAGCAUACAGUAUCAAAUUUUGCACUUUUGGACCAAAUAGCGGCUUUGCAAUGGAUAAAAGACAACAUUGAACGAUUUGGUGGAGACAGAGGUGCUGUCACAGUUGCAGGUCAUGGCACUGGUGCGGCCUGUGCAAGCCUUCUGAUGGUCUCGCCCGUUGCAAAUGGAUUGUUUCAUCGUGCGAUUCUUAUGUCAGGAUCAGCAUUAUCCGAUUGGGCAAUGGCAAGUAACCCACUACAGUCCACAAUGCAAGUAGCCCAAAGUUUAAAUUGUCCCUUGGGUGAAAGAGACGAGGAAAUGGUAGCAUGUUUGAGAAAAAAGAGGCUUUCAGAAAUUAUGGCGAUUAGAGUAUCUGCUCCAAAAUACUCCACACCAUUCGGCCCGGUCGUAGACGGCCAAGUUGUUCCAAAUGACCCUGAUCUAGUCAUGAGAAAAUAUAAUAAUUUAUUUAGCAGAUACGAGUGUUUGUAUGGCGUGACAGAACAAGAGUCGUACCAUUUACUCAGUGGACAUGCUCUUUUACAUGGUAUGGCAGAGGCUGAUAAAGAUUCUGCUUUGAGGUUUUACUUUCAAUCGAGGUUUGAAUAUCGUCCGGACCUAGCACUUGCCAGCACUGUCAGAGAGUAUUCUUCUAUAAAUCAUGACAUCGAUGCAUCGCCUCUUCGAUCUCUGGCCACUGCCCAUCGAGACGUGUUACUGGACAUAUUGAGCGACGCCAGGGUGAUCGCUCCGCUUGUACUCACUGGUCACUAUCACUCCCGAGUUAAUGCCCAAUCUUACAUGUACGUGUUCGCCCACAACAGCCAAUAUGGGCCGUACGCGGAUUUGGAAAAAAGUGUUCACGGUGAAGAUUUGGCUUAUUUCUUUGGAGCUCCUGUGGAAUAUAGAGGAGGACCAUUUAUAACCGACUAUUUACCACAGGAAGCUUUGCUCUCAGAAGUUGUGAUGACAUUUUUCACUAAUUUUGUUAAAACAGGAAAUCCAAAUGCGCCUCGGAAAACAUCGUUCUUGCACAUGAGCCCUCUGGAUUGGAGAGAAUUCGAUCUGGAAUGGCCUGAAUACAAUUCAAAAAAUCAAUCAUAUUUAUUUCUUAGUGUGCCUCCUAAUAUUGCUCAUAAAUACCGGGUGCAUUACACAAAAUUUUGGAACCAAGAACUUCCAGAAGCAUUAAUAAAUGGAACAUCUUACACGUCCGGGGCCGGUGAUUUUGGGUCAAACAGACUUUCCUUAAAUACACCUGGAGGAGGUGCUUUGGGAAGAAUGAUACCUGAAUCUCGGGAUAAUAGACAAGAGGGCGGACGAGGGUAUGCGAAUAUGAAUCAUAGGCCAGGUUCUCCGUCUCGUGACUAUGGUACAUUCCGCAGAUAUCCCCAUGAAUAUGAUCAAUCCAUGAGGACGACUACCAUGGAUCCUUUUGUCGCCAUUAAAGUCCUUACUGGUCGAGCACCAGGAUUAAUGGAUGGACCUCCCAGAUCCGACGACGAAAUUGAUGAUCACAUUGAUCAUAACGAUUUUGAGGGCAACGAAAAUAUGAGCGAAGUUGGAUAUCAAGGUGCAUCUAUGACUACAAGCGUGAUUAUAGCAAUUGGUUUGACGGUUUUGUUGAUAAAUUCAUUGGCCAUUGCGUUGUUCUAUUAUCGCAAAACCAAAAGAGCAAGAAGUUCCCAAUCUAGCGGUCAGUUGCCUCCCAGAACUUACAGCACAUCACCACCACGUGCUACCACAAUCGAUUUUCUUGAAGAAAACUCGUACGGAAAUCCCACAGUUAAUCGAAGCAAUAAUCAAAGAACUGGUUUCGCAAGCAUUUUAUCGACAAGUCAACCGAGUAACGGAGAGUCUAAAGCUCGUAAAUUUUUCCGCAAUUUUUUAACAAGAAACAGCAGUAAUAAUGAUGGAGCAAGCAAUGGUAAUGGAUUUUUUUCAAGUAGUGCUAGCAAAUCCUCGUCGAAACGAAGAUCACAGUCGGCAACGGUAAAACCAAAAACUGAGAAACAUUCCCGAGUAAGAGACUGGAUACAACAAGAAAUUGUUCAUAGAUGUAGUCCUAAAGAAAGAAGGAAGGAUAGUGUCAAUCCUACACCAAUAAUACAACUUAAGCAAUCACAUUUGCCAAAACCGAAUGCCAAACGAGGGGCGUUGACUGGAUCAUUGAAAGCACCAGUGAAUUUUGUGAGCGCCAACGCCACUGCUCCUAAUCCAACGACCUCUAAUCCGAUAUCAGCAACUUAUACCGAAAAACCAAAUAAAGUGUCAGUAGCCAUAGAUGCGACUCCAUCAGCUAGAGAUAGUGUUGUUUUGAGACAACAACCCAUAGAAUUCACCAAGAAAACGAGAGCUGAUGUCAUCAUUGACGAAAUGAGUGAAGAUAGCUCAUUUUCUUCCUUUCCGAGUAAUGAGCUUGACGACGAGCAGGUGGAAAAUGUGGACAUAAUCUCGAACCAACUGUUGUGAAAAUAGAACAUUUUCGAUCAGUUUCGGAUCCAGAACCACCACAGCCUGUAGUUAAAUUACAAACAUUUUCUGAUAUCAAUGUUACGAGUCGUGAUGAGGUGGACUUUCAAUGUUCAUCACCACCGACAGCCGAAGAAACUCUUCAGACGAUAAAACGACGAAAUUUUCCGAA
Molecule: messenger RNA, 2799 nt
Organism: Ctenocephalides felis (cat flea)
Lineage: Eukaryota; Metazoa; Arthropoda; Insecta; Siphonaptera; Pulicidae
Product: neuroligin-4, Y-linked-like
Biological process (GO): chemical synaptic transmission; modulation of chemical synaptic transmission; postsynaptic membrane assembly
Cellular component (GO): synapse; cell surface; postsynaptic membrane
Molecular function (GO): signaling receptor activity; neurexin family protein binding
Source: RefSeq, a predicted model, not a curated record